GGCACCGUCCUGUUACGCAAGAGGGCUCGGCUGCAGAACUGCAAGUAAUUCCUCCCUUUUAACCCCGUUGUUUGCAGCGUUUCUUGCAGCGGGACCAUAAGAGGUAGCUGCUGCAUGCCCGUCUCUGCUGGCGCCAGCACACCCCUUUCCUCCAGAGUCCACGGAAGUGGAGCCACCCUGAGACACAGCAUGAGUUCAGGUCUGAUUGAGAACUAUGUGGCAGCCAUGGUGCUGAGCGCAGUUGGUGAUACCCUGGGCUAUUGCAAUUCAAAAUGGGAGUUCCUGCGGAAUGGCCAGGAGAUUCACAGGCAGCUUGCACAAUUAGGGGGGCUGGGAAACAUCAGUAUAGCAGGCUGGAAAGUCAGCGAUGACACGGUGAUGCACUUGGCUACAGCUGAAGCUCUGGUAGCUGCUGGGAAACAACCAAGUUUUCCAGAGCUCUAUUCCCUUAUAGCGAAGCACUACAAGGACUGUAUGAAUGACAUGGUUGGCAGAGCUCCAGGUCCUACCUGCAUUCAAAACGCACAGGCCCUGCAGCCAGACCAACCAGAUGGCUGGAGGAUUCCGUUUAACAAGCAUGAGGGAGGAUGCGGGGCUGCCAUGCGGUCCAUGUGCAUUGGGCUGAGAUUCUGUCAUCCUGAGCAGUUGGACAGCUUGAUUCAAGUCAGCAUCGAGAGCGGUCGAAUGACCCAUCAUCAUCCAACUGGCUAUCUGGGAUCCCUGGCUUCUGCUCUCUUUACCGCCUAUGCUGUGAAUCGCAAGCCCCCUCACGAAUGGGGGAAGGGACUGAUGGAAGUGCUGCCACAGGCUAAAGUCUACAUCCAGAAGUCUGGCUACUUUGUGAAGGAGAACCUGAAGCACUGGUCCUACUUUAAAGAACAGUGGCAAAGAUACCUGAAGUCCAGGGGAAUUUCAGAUGGAGAGUCUGUUCCUACCUUCCCCCCUGUGUAUGGUGUGAAGGAGCGAGAUGAAUUCUAUGUCUCCCUGAGCUACUCUGGCUGGGGCGGCAGCAGUGGGCAUGAUGCUCCAAUGAUUGCCUACGAUGCCAUACUUGGUGCUGGGAACUCCUGGACAGAGCUCGCUCACCGGGCUUUUUUCCACGGUGGGGACUCCGAUUCUACAGCGGCCAUUGCCGCGUGCUGGUGGGGGGCCAUGUAUGGCUUCAGUGGAGUCAAUGUAUCCCUUUACAGAGCACUGGAAUACAGAGAGCGGCUGGAGAAAAUAGCUAAGGCCUUGUAUGAGGUCAGCCAGCCAGAGGGGUAGUCCAAGCAGAGAGGUGGUUCUAGAGUUCACAAGACAAAACUAAAUUUUACAAAGUUCGUUGCAUAGCUUGCAGGGCGAGGGGAGGGUUAGAUUGAUCUUGGACUGCACUUUACUGCUCAUCUACCUGUAGCUCCUGAUCCACCCAGAAAAUGCUUGUGCUUCAGCAGUCUGUCUAGCCCUAGCAUAACAGGAUUAAGGAUGAAAGUGUGAGGGGGAAAGCUGGCAUAGCAGCUGUGUUCUUUUUUUUUUUGGCCAUUGCUAGCAGAAAUGCACUCGCAGAAGCACCAAAGAGCAAUGCCUGGUCAGCCAGGUUUGGAUUGUGUUAGUAAUAGUAUAAGAAUUUGGUACUGGGUUGAGUUUGAGUGAAAUUUUAUAUUCCUCCACAGAACAGAACCAGCACAGAGUGCUAAUGCCAGCCUUCCCUUCUCUCACAUCCCAGUGCACUCACCCCAGACACCUAGUGAGCACCUCGACAGCUGAGAGGGGAAUACUGUCUGUAGGACCCUUUCAACCCUUAGUCCUAAGGGACCAAUUAGUGUGAGGGUGGAUUUUCACAUCUUUAGUGAGGGGAGAUGCAUUUUUCUGCUUUAAGAGCAGUCAUUUGGCAUUUGUUUAAAACCUGAUUUCACAGCGUCUCUAACCAGUUGCAGAAUUUCAAGACCUUUUAUGAUUAAAUAAAAAUGUCAGUGUUCUCUCUUGCCUCCUGCUGUUAAGGGGGAAGUCAAAUCCACAUACAGUCUUAGAAUUACCCUAAGUGAAUGGUAACAUUAGGGAGAGAAUUUGCACCUUACUUCAUCUAACUGGAUCUCAUUAUGAAGAAUUAGAGCUAGGAAAUGGCGCUUGCUACCAUAUCCCAGUUAAGCGUCGAGACCUUUACAGCUGCUGAAAGAUGUUCUUUUCUUGAAAUUUGAUGCAACUGCUGAUAACACCUUUGAAAGUUUCUUGCU
This is a messenger RNA of Mauremys reevesii (Reeves's turtle), 2210 nucleotides long. It is a transcript of the gene ADPRH, whose product is annotated as ADP-ribosylarginine hydrolase. Bases 115 to 1263 code for a protein of 382 amino acids. NCBI's taxonomy places the organism in Eukaryota, Metazoa, Chordata, Testudines, Geoemydidae. Gene Ontology annotation, molecular function: magnesium ion binding; ADP-ribosylarginine-[protein] hydrolase activity. The transcript has 4 exons. The record is from RefSeq and is a predicted model, not a curated record. Gene Ontology annotation, biological process: protein de-ADP-ribosylation.